This is a messenger RNA of Phyllostomus discolor (pale spear-nosed bat), 1594 nucleotides long. It is a transcript of the gene CHRAC1, whose product is annotated as chromatin accessibility complex subunit 1. The transcript is spliced from 3 exons. Gene Ontology annotation, molecular function: protein heterodimerization activity. The coding region runs from base 136 to 666 and encodes 176 amino acids. The record is from RefSeq and is a predicted model, not a curated record. Gene Ontology annotation, cellular component: CHRAC; nucleus. Lineage: Eukaryota; Metazoa; Chordata; Mammalia; Chiroptera; Phyllostomidae.
GGACGGAUUCCCGCCUCCGCCGCCGCCGCGCCUCCCCGGCACUACAACUCCCACGAGGCAGCGGAACGCCGCUCCCGUGCCGACCGGCCACCCUGCAGCAGGUCCCGGCUGCCGCCGCGGGGGAGGGGCGCAAAGAUGGCGGACGUGGCCGUGGGCAGAGACAAGUGCGGGGAGCAGCGCAUCGUGUCGCUGCCCCUGUCCCGCAUCCGGGUCAUCAUGAAGAGCUCCCCCGAGGUGUCCAGCAUCAACCAGGAGGCGCUCAUGCUCACGGCCAAGGCUACGGAACUCUUUGUGCAGCACCUGGCCACCUGCUCCUACAGACACGGCGGCGGGAAGGAGAAGAAGGCGCUCACGUACAACGACUUAUCCAACACGGCAGAGGAGUCGGAAACUUUCCAGUUUCUCGCAGAAAGUACCUGUUGUGGAACGAGCCGUGUGGCUGGGGCUGAACAGAGCUCAGUCCGCCCCUGGGGCCGGCGGCCCGUCUCAGGUAGGUGGGUGGGCUGCUCACAGGCCGACCAGCACGUAGAAGCAGCAGAGGUUCGCAGUGACGCGGAAACAGGUCUCCCGCAUUCGGCAGGAGGUCGCCCAGAGGACCCGGAGUCUGACUUUGUGUCGUUUCGGAGCCUGCUCCAGAGGUUGGAGCAGGAGCCAGGACAGUUCUGAAAUGCUGCUGUGUUCAUGGCCCGCCACAGGCAGUCGCUAAUGCUAGCUUUGUGUUUUUAAGAUAUAUUACCGAAGAAGAUACUAGCUAGUAAGUACCUGAAAAUGCUUAAGGAGAAGAGGGACGAAGACGAGGAGGAGGAGAAUGUCAACAGUGAUGACAGCGACGACGAUGAAGCGGAGUCCUAACCCUGAAGCUCCAGACAGUCAGCCUGCUGAGGACCCUCCCGGAGCAGCACCGUGGUGGUGGUUUUCUCACUGGUUUUUUAGAGAGAGGGAAGGAGGGAGGGGAGAGGAGGAGAGCGAGACACGGGUUUGUCGCCGCGCUCCUCCGUGCGUUCCUCGGCUGCUGCUUGUCUGUGCCCUGCCCGGGGCCCCGCCCGGGCCGGCGCCGCUGCUUUAAAGCAUGCACAGCGCUGCGCGAUUUUAGCCUCACCUUUCAGACUCUGAGUGCACGGUGCUCCUUCCCGGCUGGGACAGAGCGUCUGCGGCACCCGCACCGGCGGCGGCCGGAGGAGAGUGGUCAGGCCACACAGUGGCUGGAGGGCUCGGAGGAGGAGCUGCCCGCACAGUCAGCCCACGCGCAGCCGCACACUGUGGCGGCAGAGACAGCUCCGCUGAACUUCCCACUCACAGGCAGAUUCUGAAGAGCUUCUAAGUGUCAGUCACGUGCAAACCACUAGAUCCAGUUUCAGCUAAAAAUGUAAUGUGUGUUGUAUUUUGUUACUUUGUACAUAGUAUCUUACACUUGCAAUUUUGUAUUUCAAGAAAAUUUGUUAGAAUAUUUGCCCAAAUACUGCAUUUUUAACUGUAAAGACAUUUUUCAUUAAAAGUUGUCUGUAUAUUUACAGUAAAGUGCUCCGUAGGUUUAAUUUUGUUGUAAUCCAUCUGUUCUGUUGCCUUGCUUAGUACCUCAGACCUUUUUGAAAUU